Messenger RNA from Nerophis ophidion (straightnose pipefish), 2106 nucleotides. RefSeq names its product BCL2 interacting protein 1b (gene bnip1b). Bases 41 to 733 code for a protein of 230 amino acids. Lineage: Eukaryota; Metazoa; Chordata; Actinopteri; Syngnathiformes; Syngnathidae. The transcript is spliced from 6 exons. Gene Ontology annotation, cellular component: SNARE complex; endoplasmic reticulum. Gene Ontology annotation, biological process: retrograde vesicle-mediated transport, Golgi to endoplasmic reticulum. The record is from RefSeq and is a predicted model, not a curated record. Gene Ontology annotation, molecular function: SNAP receptor activity.
GACGUUUUUUCCCCUUCUAGGCUUCCGUACGUAAACAAAGAUGGCGGCUUCUUCCGACGUUAAUGUCCGAAUUUGCGCACAAGAAAUGAUCAAAUAUGACCUGGAAAUUAAAGCUGGCGUCCAGGACAUCAGAGAAUGUUCCGGACCUCACAGCCACCUCAUGCAGCUCAACUGUCACGUCAAAGACAAAUUCAACCAACUCCGGCGCAGGAUUCAGGAUCUGGAGCAGAUGGCCAGAGAGCAGGACAAGGAGUCGGACAGAAUGUCCAUCCAAGCGGAGGCGGAGAGCCAGCGAAGACAAAUGCUCAGUAACCAGACGGCGUGGAGGAAGGCCAACCUGGCGUGCAAAAUGUCCAUGGACCACAUGGCGAAGGACGAGCUGCUGCGCGAAGGAGAAGGUCAUAAUGUCCGGGCGAGGAAGGCGACCAAGGAGAGUCUGGUGGGGAGCAGCAGCAACAUCACCGAGAGUCUGAUGUCCAUCAGCAGGAUGAUGGCGGAGCAGGUCAAGCAGAGCGAGGACAGCAUCAGCACGCUGGCCACCUCCUCCCGCACGGUCCAGGAGACCAACGAGGAGUUCAAGAGCAUGACAGGAACCAUCCACCUGGGCAGGAAGUUGAUCCUCAAGUACAACAGGCGGGAGCUGACGGACAAGCUGCUCAUCUUCCUGGCGUUGGCGCUCUUCCUCGCCACCGUGCUCUACAUCCUCAAGAAGCGCCUCUUCCCGUUCAUUUAGGCUCCUCCCCCUCGCCAGGGGACGUCACACAUCGAGUCAGGGCUGGGCGAUACGGCCGUAGGUCAAUAUCGAUGAUUCCUGGCCAUGAAGCCUCAGGAGCCUACAGGAAGUAUCAGGGGAGAGGAAAGUCCGGGCUUCUCUGCUUAGGCUGCUGCCCCCGCGACCCCAUGGAUGGAAUUAUCUUUAAUAAAGCACCAGGAGAAAAAUAUACUUAAUUUAAAAAUCUACCCUGAUGAUACCCAAGGCAGAAAGGAAACAAUGUUAACAAAAUUUUAGAGUUAAAUAUGCAGAGAAGUUACAGCGGUGCUCUAAAGGGUAAGCACGGCAAAGAUACUCUGGCGCCUUGCAUUUACACACCAAUAUGGUUAAUGAUAAAAUCAUAUUAAACAGUUUAAAAAAAUGUAAGCAAAUUGUGGAAAAAUUUUAAAAACACAAACUUAAGUAAUUUCUGCAGGGAAGUUACAGCGGUGCUCUAAAGGGUAAGCACGGCAAAGAUACUCUGGCACCUUGUAUUUACAGACCAAUAUGGUUAAUGAUAAAAUAUUAAACGGUUUAAAAAAAUAAGUAAUUUUUUGCAAAAAUUAAAAAAAAAAAAAUGUAAACAAAAACUUAGGUAAUUUCUGCAGGGAAGUUACAGCGGUGCUCUAAAGGGUAAGCACGGCAAAGAUGCUGUGGCACCUUGCAUUUACAGACCAAUAUGGUUAAUGAUCAAAUCAUAUUAAACAGUUUAAAAAUAAGUAAUUUGUGCAAAAAUUAAAACCAACAAAUGUACACAAACUUAAUUUCACAAACUUAGUUACAGCGGUGCUCUAAAGGGUAAGCACAACAAAGAUAUUGCGGCACCUUGCAUUUACACACCAAUAUGGUUAAAAUCAUAUUAAACUGUUAGAAACAUGUAAGAAAACUGUGGAAAAAUGUAAAAAACUAAAUAAUUUAAACAGAAAUUUAAGUAAUUCCUGCAGGGAAGUUACAGCGGUGCUCUAAAGGGUAAGCACGGAAAAGAUGCUGUGACACUUUGCAUUUACACACCAAUAUGGUUAAUGAUCAAAUCAUGUCAAAACAAUUUAAAAAAAAUUUGUGCAAAAAUGUAAAAAUCCUGAACAGAAACUUAAGUGAUUCCUGCGGUGCUCUAAAGGGUAAGCACAGCAAAGAUGCUAUUACAUCUUGUAUUUACACACCAAUGUGGUUAAUGAAAAAAUCAUUUCAAACAGUUAAAAAAUAUGUAAGAAAAUUAUGCAACAAUUAAAAAAAAAAAAAUUUAAACAGAAAUUUAAGUAAUUUCUGCAGGGAAGUUACAGCGGUGCUCUAAAGCAGUGGUCCCCAACCUUCUUUUAUCCACGGACCGGUCAACGCUUAAUACUUUGUCCUGCAGC